CCUGUGCGUGUUCGUGCGUGUAUAAGAGGGCGUGUGCGUGUAUAAGUGUGUGCGUGUGUGUGUGUGCGCGCGUCCCGUCGCGGUUUUUCUUGUCCUUUAAAUCCAACUUUCGCCCCGUAAACAAAUAAGCACGUUGUUAUGGGUUUGUUGGUAAAAAAGAAAAGAAAAUAGAAGACAAAUUGUGCUGCGCAACAGCUGCGUCUUUCCACCGUAUUUCCCCAUCUGUAUUAUUUCCUCCUCCGUCCCCUGUCCCACAGGACAUCCCAUGGGAGGGACUACGUUUUGCCAAACGGGUGACCUCUUCGUUGAGAAUACGCAACGACGCAAACCCUCACUUUAAACGCGCCCGGUGUCUCUCCUCGGAGUAUCUGUGCGCGCGGCGGGGCGCCACCUGAAAGGCAGCUGGUACUUGCGACAACAUUUGCCAUGGCCAGCACAGGUGUGAUCGAGCCGCCGGCCCAAAGCUCGACGGCCCAACCCCUGUCCAGAAGGCGCUUCUCUCAUGACAUCCACGGCAUUUCUCCAGACGAGAUAGAUGGCCUCAUGUCCAGCAGCGACGGUCGCCCUUUCCUUGUGGUGCAUCAUCUUUCUGAAGUGCAAGAUGAGGGUAUACCUUUCUUAAUGCCUGGUAUACCUAUUACAUGCAGAGUGGACAACACAGAGAAAUACACUACUCGCUCAAAGGUCCAUGUAGGCACCCUGUAUACAGUACAGCUGACACACGGCCACUUCCACUGGUCCGUGAAGAGGAAGUACAAGCACUUCCAAGAGCUGCAUCGAGACCUUUACAAGCACAAGAUGAUGCGUCACUUGCUGCCUCUGGGAAGAUUUUCAAAGGACAGGCAGCAGCUGAGAGCCAUGUCAGAAGAGAUGCCGAGCCUCCACGGAACGGAACGCACCAGAAGGACCUCCAGCAAAAUGAAAUACCUUGAGGAGUACCUGAAUGGUCUGCUGGAGAACACAUUUUGUAGGAAUGAUCACAGCAUGCUGGAAUUCCUUUCCGUGGGGGCUCUCUCCUUUGUGACCGACCUCGGACCGAAAGGCUUGGAGGGACCCAUCUUCAAGAGGUCGGGGGGUCACCGGAUCCAAGGCCUGAACUGCAUCGGCCAUCAUCAACUCUGUUUCCGCUGGUCUCGGCGCUGGCUGGUGGUGAAAGACUCCUUCCUGAUGUAUAUGAACCGAGACAACGGCUGCAUCAACUUUGUAUUGCUGCUUGACCCAGAGUUCAAAGUGAAAGUGGGCCGUGCUUACACAGACACCAGAUAUGGAGUCUGCAUCGAGAACUUCACCCGGAGUCUAAUCAUCAGAUGCAGCAGCUACCGACAGACUCAUUGGUGGAGUCAUGAAAUCAACCGGCUAACAGACACUUGUGACUUUCUUAAAGUGCAGCGCUUCGACGGGUUCGCUCCGCCCAGAGAGCACACGCUCACUAAAUGGUAUGUGAACGGAAGUGGCUACUUUGCAGACCUGGCUGAUGCUCUUGAACAAGCCAAGGAGGAAAUCUUCAUCACGGAUUGGUGGCUCAGUCCUGAAGUGUUCCUAAAGAGACCAGCGACUGAUAACUACUGGCGCCUGGAUGAGAUACUCAAACGCAAAGCUGAGCAAGGGGUCAAAGUGUGUGUUCUGCUGUACAAAGAGAUGGAGAUGGCCCUUGGCAUUAAUAGUGAGCACAGCAAGAGGACUCUUAUGAACAUGCACCCGAACAUUAAGGUGAUGCGACAUCCUGACCAUGUGGCCUCUGUGAUAUUCAUGUGGGCUCACCAUGAAAAGACCGUGGCCAUUGACCAAACAGUAGCCUUUGUGGGGGGAAUUGACCUGGCGUUUGGGAGGUGGGAUGACAGCCAGUACCGGCUAACUGACCUGGGCGUGUCACAGACAGCCAACCCCACAAGAGACGCAUUAGAUAACGGUAUGUCCGGCGGUCCGGAACCAUCAGAGCCAGAUAAGGAAGAAAAGAAGCCCCUUGAUGACCUGACUGGUAACAGUAAACUGUGGCUCGGCAAAGACUACAGUAACUUUAUCAGGAAAGACUGGGUCCAACUGGACAAACCAUUUGAAGAUAACAUUGACCGUACUCAGGUUCCCCGCAUGCCGUGGCGUGAUCUGUCGGCAGCUGUUCAUGGGAAAGCGGCCAGAGAUGUUGCCCGCCACUUUAUCCAGCGCUGGAACUUCACCAAGAUCUUCAAAAACAAGUACAAGGACGAGUUCUACCCUUAUCUUCUUCCCAAGUCUCACUGCACGGCUGACUCGCUUUCAUUCACGGUGCCCGGAUCCAGCAAGGCCAAAGUGCAGGUGUUACGUUCUGCCGACCGCUGGUCAACUGGAACCAAUGAGAACUCGAUCCUCAACGCCUACAUCCACACCAUUGAGAACAGCGAGCACUACAUCUACAUCGAGAACCAGUUCUUCAUCAGCUGUGCCGAUGGUGGGAAGACCAUCUAUAAUGGGAUCGGCGAUGCUAUUGUGAAGAGAAUUCUGCGCGCACACAGAGAGCAGAAGAAGUACAGGGUGUUUGUGGUGGUUCCUUUGCUUCCUGGCUUUGAGGGGGACAUCAGUUUAGGAGGUGGAAACGCCAUCCAAGCUAUUCUGCACUUCACUUACAGGACCAUGUGCCGAGGGGAGCACUCUAUUCUCUCAAGACUUAGAGAAGUCGAGGACCUGUGGACGGAGUACAUCACACUCUGCGGCCUGAGGAAACAUUCCCUGCUCUCCCAGUCGCUUGUCACAGAGCUCAUCUACGUUCACAGCAAGACCCUCAUUGCUGAUGACCGCUGCUAUAUCAUCGGAUCAGCCAACAUCAAUGACCGCAGCAUGCUGGGCAGCAGAGAUAGUGAGAUGGCAGUGUUUGUGGAGGAUGAAGACCGGGUCCUUUCCGUCAUGGGAGGGCAGGAGUACCAGGCAGGACCCCUCACGCUCGCUCUGCGUAAAGAGUGUUUCAGCGUUCUUGUUGGAGCUUCUUCCGACCCAAGUGUCAAUGUUGAUGAUCCAAUCAGCGAUGAAUUCUUCUUCUUGGGCUGGAACGCAUCUGCUAAACUGAAUGUCAACAUUUACGAGAAGGUCUUCAAAUGCCUUCCCACCAACUCUGUCCACAACAUGCGACAGCUGAAGGAAUACGCCAGCGAAGAACGCCUCUGCGACACAGAUCCGGAGCAGGCCAAAGAGGAACUGAAGGCCGUCCGGGGGCUGCUCGUCCACUUCCCGUUGAGGUUCCUGUGCGAGGAGAACCUGCUCCCUCCACUGAGCACUAAAGAAGGCAUGGCUCCGGUGGGGCUGUGGACAUAACCGCAGCCGAGCUCGGCUCAGACCACUACGCGGCAGCCGAGGUGCUGCUGCGCCGCGCGCUCCUCCUUGUAAGAUCUGCAAUGUUGAAUCUGAAGUGUUGAAACGUAGAUCAUGAUGUAGAAAGGCAGCGUUUGUUCGUGACGGUCGUGUCUGCGGCACAUUUUGUGCGACAGCGCAAUCUGAACGGCAGGGCUGGCGGUGGUGUUAGACACACAUAAAUGAAUGUAUGAGUCAGGAGAGGAUUGCGAGGUUGUAUUGAAAAUCAAGCAUCCCACAUAAUCUGGGAACAUAGUGUACAUUUAUUGGUGCAAGGUUUUUUUGGUGGGUGGGUGUCUCUGUGUGUGUCUCUCUCUCUCUCUCUCUCUCUCUCUCUCUCGUUCGCACUCCCUCACUCCCUCUGAGGCUUCACCUCUCUCUGCAGUGCCAGCGAAUCUGUCAGAACAUUUGUGGUUGUUAUGGUGACGGAUAUAAAGAGAUCACUGGAUUGUAGCUGAAAUAUAACCUGGAUAGGGCAGAAAAGGAAGAGUACCGAUAAGAGGGAGAACAUACUACAUCCGAAGGGAGUGCUAGGAAGAAAAAAAAAGGACUGAUCAUUUCUGUGGCAGGAAAAUUAUUUCAAUAUUUGUGGAUGAAUGAUCAGGUGGGAAAACUGUUCGAGGGAAAGAAUAGGAGGACAAGAUAAUUAAAGGUUGCGGGGUUGAUUUACCACUAAUUAUUGCUUUUUCUUUUAAGUCACCAUGACAACCACAGUGAAUGAUUAUUACAUCAUGUUGUCAGCAGAACAGAACAAAACAUUCCAGUAUCCACUUCAGCUAUUUCCAUGCCAGCUCCUCAAUUCUGUGCCCAGGUGCCAUGAAAUGUCUCCCUUAUCUACCCUUUUUAUAAAUUGACAUGCAGCAGUCUUUUAUUAGGCACAUCACAUUUAGCCAUUAUAUUUGAAGGUGUUUGACAUGGCUCACAGUCUUGCCACGUUUAUCCUUAACGGCAAAGCAUCUCUAUCAUAUCAAGAUUUUAGAGAAUGACCAGCAGACAAAAAGCAGAAUCUGACUCUCUUUUUGUGUUUUUUCAAACUGAGGAACCCUGUUCCAUGUAUUUUUAAAGAGAUAUGUAUGUUAAUUUGGAAUCAUGGCUUGACGUGCAGGGCAUUACUUAAUCCAGUUCAUGAUCUAAAAAAAUGGCCGAACUUACGACAGAGCCAGUAAAAUAUAGACGUUGAUUUUUUUUUGUCAAAUACCAAGGUGGUUUGAGUAAACUUCUUUUUCUACUUCUUGUCAAGGGUUGUACAAAUCCUAGCGCACACAGAGAAAUGUAGCCGCUGCAUUUAACCCAUCCUCGUAUUCUGGGCAGUGGACAGUUAGAAUAAAGUCCGGGGUUCACCUUUGGAGCUCUGAGCCUUGCUCAGAGAGCACAGGACCGGCACCUCUCCGGUGUCAGUCCACACUCCUCACUGGGUCCGUUCAAGGACCUCAACAUGCAACCCUCGUUAUAGGCCUGGUCCCUACUGCCGCUCCAGAGCCAUGUAACAUAUGACAUGUGUCGCACAUGAAUGCUGCCUUGUCUCUUCCUGAGGUGCCUUUUACAGAGGAUAUUAAGAGACACUAUGAGCUCUUGUAUUUAGAAGCUGGGUAUUUUGCUGUUUUGUAAAGCACAAAUUGGUUGCCUGAAGGGUAAACAUUGUUUGAAUAUUUUUCCCAAAAUCUCUGUCAAAUACUGAGAAUUGACAGUAUGCUGUUUCUACCAUGAUUUUUGUUUUUAAUGGACUAAUAGCCGGCAUUAAUAAUAUAUUUAACCAUUUUUAUGCAUGUACUACUAACCGAUACUUGAAUUUUUUUAAAGUCACCAUGUGAAAGUCUUUGUGUAAGAAUACCUAGUUAGCUUGGUUACCUUUAGAGUUGUUGAUGUAUAGCGUACUAACAAUGAGGAGCAUAGAGGUCAUAAAUAUUCACUUCACUUAAAAACAGCGUUGAACAAUUUGUACUUCAGAGAAUGUUGUUUAUCUUAUUUCCUCAAUUGACUUUUUUUUUAUGGAAUUUCAAAGUUAAUAUCAACUUUUACUUUUAAAACAGAUAUAUCUUAAUAAAAAUGGGAGCUGCAAUGUAUCAGAAAACAGCAUUCCACAGCUAGAACUACUAAUACCACCUAGAAACAGUGUGACAUUUUACAAGAAAAGAAAACAACAAGGAGCAAAAAAUCCUUAUCCUUGAUUUUGAAAAUGUAAGGUUCCAAGGAAAAUUAUUGUCAUUGUGUAACAUGGAAAUGUGCAGCGGAAUUCAAGGUCCAUGAAUGAAAACAGUAGCAACGAAAUGGUAUCCAUUACUGUAAAUUACACUAUCCAACAAAAUCCAUGUUAUGGAUGUUAUCUGUAUUAUAGUAGUGCAAUUUGAAAACGGAGUUCAUACAAAUGGAAAAUGUAACGCACUAUUCAACAUAACACUUAAUUAAAGUUUAUAUUCUAUUAUCUUG
Gasterosteus aculeatus aculeatus (three-spined stickleback) is the source of this 5745-nucleotide messenger RNA. RefSeq names its product phospholipase D2 (gene pld2). Gene Ontology annotation, biological process: phosphatidic acid biosynthetic process; regulation of vesicle-mediated transport; phospholipid catabolic process. Gene Ontology annotation, molecular function: D-type glycerophospholipase activity; phosphatidylinositol binding. Gene Ontology annotation, cellular component: plasma membrane region; intracellular membrane-bounded organelle. The record is from RefSeq and is a predicted model, not a curated record. Lineage: Eukaryota; Metazoa; Chordata; Actinopteri; Perciformes; Gasterosteidae.